UAUUUUUAUCCAAAUGGAAACUCCAACAAGCCGCGAGGUGUCAGCGAGUACCGGAACAACCCAUUUCAGAAUACAGUCCUAGAUAUAAACUUUAGAGGUUUCUGACUGCUCUGAAGUCAUUGGAAUACGUUGUCACGUUUAAAGAUAACGAGUCACGAUAACUUACAUUCUGGAGAGAGCAGACGACACGUCAGGCAUGGCUACUAAUGUGAAAGGAGGGGCGUGUUUUGACAGGGGUGCAGUUAUGCGAGAUCUGGAGGAGAAAGGGUAUGCCGUGAUACCGGAUGUCUGCAGUGCGCAGGACAGUGACGUCUACAUAUCCCAGUUCCGUGAUUGGCUAUCUCAGUUUAAAGAGGGCGAAUUCCCGUUCCAGAGCCAGUCUAUAAUCCAAGGCUAUGAUGUAGGUCAUUUCGAAAACACCUGGAACUGCCGCUUUAAAGCCAAACCAGUUUUUGCUAAAGUCUGGGAGACUGAGAAGCUCCUAACAAGCUUUGACGCUGUAGCCAUAUCUGAUCCCCCGGAAAACCAAGAAACUGGUGUUUAUGAUACCGGGAAAGAAUGGCUUCAUCUUGACCAACCGGCAGAAAGAAUUGGUCUCCAUGGUUACCAAGGCGCUCUGUAUUUGGAGGAGGCGACAGAAACUGACUACUGCUUCAGGGUCCUGUCGGGAUCGCAUAAACAUUUCAACGCUUUCUUUGAAGAAUUUGAAGCCUCUGCACAAAAGAGCAACAAAAAUAAGUACCAUGUAUUAACGAAAGACGACAAAUCUUGGUUCCGAGGAAAGGGCUGCGUUAUCACAAAGGUUCCUGUUCCGAAAGGAGGGAUGGUCCUUUGGGAUUCUCGGACAGUGCAUGACAACUGCAGACCGGAGAAAGGCCGCCCCAAUUCCGACAGAUGGCGCUUUGUGGUGUUCGUGUGCAUGACGCCGGCCAAGUGGGCUCGGCCGGAAGAUGUUCCUGACAAGAAGAAGGCCUACACACAUAUGAUGAUGACAGGACAUUGGCCAUCUCAAGGAAUCAACAUUUUUGAGAAGUCUGAUCCUUCUGAUUACAGUAAAAUCAAGUCUCCGAUCGGCGACAGUCUUCCGGAAGUUGCUACGACAAAGGAGGCGAAGUUGUUGUCUGGAGUGGAGGAGUACGACUUUGACGACGGUGAACCUAACGGGCCUUCCUGGGAACCUAUUUGGAAGAAGAAUACUCGUCUUGGAUUUGUAUAGGGAACAUACUUUAUUGUCCGGAAAAAAACACGUGAACAUUACACUACGAACAACUGGCUUCCAAUGUCUCGUGAAUCGGCUAGUUUAACAAAAUAUUGGCAUUCGUAGGAGCCUCGUUAAUCCGCACUCAAGUAGACCCGAACUAGGAAAUUGUACAUUUCCCAUGUAUACAGUAUGACAUGAUUCUAUUUGUGUUUUCGUUUAUCCAGACUAUUUGUUGAAGCUGAUGUGAGGCAAGCGACCUAUCUUGCACAGGAAGACACACGUAUAACCGUCUUGUGUAUUGGUCACAAUAUGACCUCAUUUUCAGACGCAAGAUCAUUUGAACUGGGAACAUAUUAACCAGGGCUUUGUUCCACAAAGCGACCGCAGCGCUGAGGUCAUCGUAAAUCCCAUACUUUAAUAUACACCUAUGACUCGCGUUGCGCUACGAUCGCUUUGUGGAACGGAGCCCUUCAUAUUGGACAGGACGCAAUCAUUGUUUCCGAUAUGGGUUUAAAUAAGAAAAUUACAACAAAUCCGAGAUAUACGUAUUCCAUCUACCCUGGUGUGUUCCGAAUUUAUAAGAAAACCUCUCGGAACAAAGUCACUAUCUUAUUAUUUA
This is a messenger RNA of Haliotis rufescens (red abalone), 1820 nucleotides long. RefSeq lists its product as uncharacterized. The coding region runs from base 197 to 1216 and encodes 339 amino acids. Lineage: Eukaryota; Metazoa; Mollusca; Gastropoda; Lepetellida; Haliotidae. The transcript is spliced from 2 exons. The record is from RefSeq and is a predicted model, not a curated record.